Molecule: messenger RNA, 1356 nt
Organism: Maniola jurtina (meadow brown)
Lineage: Eukaryota; Metazoa; Arthropoda; Insecta; Lepidoptera; Nymphalidae
Product: odorant receptor 13a-like
Exons: 8
Coding region: 19-1320 (433 amino acids)
Biological process (GO): detection of chemical stimulus involved in sensory perception of smell; sensory perception of smell
Cellular component (GO): plasma membrane
Molecular function (GO): olfactory receptor activity; odorant binding
Source: RefSeq, a predicted model, not a curated record
UCUCACGUAUUUUCAGUUAUGACGACAAAAAUUCUUAAGAAUUUUUUCACUAAGAGCGAUUUUGACCGCGACUGUCCCAGUGACGGUAUUUUCGAAUAUCACCCGCAGAUCAGAGUAUUUCUUAUAUUGAACGGAAUUUUCUUUCAUAACGCCGAUUCUUAUAUCAGAUUCGUUUGGCCUCUGUUAGUUAACUCAUUGGCAUUAGUAGGGACGGGUUUUGAAUUGAUAUUUAUUUACCACGGAAUUGCUACAAAUGAUUAUGCAUUUGCCACUGAAUCAUUUUGCUAUUUUAUUACUUUAUUCAUAAUUCCCGUUAUUAACACAAGUUUACUUGUUAAUAGAAGAAAGCUAAUGGACCUCCUAUAUUCCAUGGACAGGGACUUUCAGUAUGUUUACAGUUUGGGGUCAAAGUACAGAAACACCUUUCUCAAAGGACAACUGCUGAUAUGGCAACUGUGUAUAUUGUGGUUUGUUUUCAUCUUGAUGAUCUCCUUUAUGUAUUUCUCCAGGACAUUAGCAGUCCUUCUGUAUCAAAGUUUAUUUGCGACUCAAACUGAACACCUCAUUAGACCUCUGAUAUCUCCUUUUUGGCUUCCGUAUGACGACCCUUAUCGUACUCCUAACUACGAAGUGUUUUUGACUCUUCAAAUUAUCAGCAGUGCGAUAGUUAUCCCACAGGCAUUCUGCGUUUAUAUUUACAUCCUAUUUCAUAUUUUGCUGCAUUACUAUUACAUGAUGAGUAUGAUAAUCUACGACUGCGAAGUACUUUUCAAUGACCUCGACCACGGCGUGGUGGAACUCUCCAAAUAUGACCCUCGUCGAAUCGAAGUGCAAUUUGUGCUUAACGGUAGAAUGAGGAGAAUUGUUAAAUGGCACAAUUUGGUUAUUAGAUCUAUCGAAAAAGUUUCGUCAAUCUUCGGUCCUCCACUAGUCUACCAAGUGAUGUUCAGCUCACUUCUAAUUUGCUUGACGACCUACCAAGUAGCUGAUUCGUUGGACCAUGGGAAUUUAAACGUCAUCUUUGUAAUGUAUUCCGUUGCAACUUGCGUGCAGCUUUGGAUACCGUGCUAUCUCGGGACACUGUUUAGAGACAAAGCCUUCGCUGUGGGCGAUGCGCUUUGGAGCAGCGGCUGGCACGCGACGCCGCUGGGCCGACUGCUGCGCAAUGACAUCACGCUGGUCAUCAUGCGCACGCAACAGCCCCUCACCAUCAAGUUCACGGGCUUGCCCAAUCUCGAUCUAGAAACUUUCUGCUCGAUAAUGACCUCAGCAUACUCGUAUUUCAACUUACUGCGCCGGUAUAGUAGAGAUAAUACGUAGAGAGGAUAAAAUGACUUGUAUCCAGUAGCACAAAAC